Acipenser ruthenus (sterlet) is the source of this 3470-nucleotide messenger RNA. It is a transcript of the gene pdxka, whose product is annotated as pyridoxal (pyridoxine, vitamin B6) kinase a. Gene Ontology annotation, cellular component: cytosol. Gene Ontology annotation, biological process: pyridoxal 5'-phosphate salvage. Gene Ontology annotation, molecular function: pyridoxal kinase activity. The coding region runs from base 247 to 1167 and encodes 306 amino acids. The transcript has 11 exons. NCBI's taxonomy places the organism in Eukaryota, Metazoa, Chordata, Actinopteri, Acipenseriformes, Acipenseridae. The record is from RefSeq and is a predicted model, not a curated record.
GUCACGUUUAAUGGUUUUAAUUUUUAGACUCGUGAUGCAAGAGGUCUUAGGUGUCCGCCUUAAUUGCCUGAAGAAUUUUUGUCGGUCUGGUCAAUGUGUCUUUCUGUGUUGCAUGUCCUUCAGUCCUGCCACAGUAUUUUUUAUACUACUUAUCUCAAACAUAUUUCCUGAAAGUAGGACCAGAAGCUAAUACUCGGCUUAACAAAUUGUUUAUUUUGUAUACGUCUUUUUAAAACUACGCACAACAUGGAUUGCAGGGUGCUGUCAAUUCAGAGUCAUGUUGUCAGAGGGUAUGUCGGUAACAAAUCCGCGUCUUUUCCAUUGCAGGUUCUGGGAUUUGAAGUGGACUCUGUUAACUCGGUGCAAUUUUCCAACCAUACAGGUUAUGCGCACUGGAAAGGGCAGGUUCUGACAGCGGACGAGCUCCAUGUUCUCUAUCAGGGUCUUAAACUUAACAAUGUGAACCAGUACGACUAUGUAUUAACAGGUUACACAAGAGAUACAUCAUUCUUAGAAAUGGUAGUUGAUAUUGUUCAGGAGCUGAAGCGGCAAAACCCCAAUCUUGUUUACGUUUGUGAUCCAGUGUUGGGCGAUCACGGCUCUAUGUACGUUCCAGAGAAUCUCCAUCCAGUUUACAAAGAGAAGGUUGUUCCAGUGGCGGAUAUCAUUACUCCAAACCAGUUUGAGGCUGAGUUACUCACCGGGAAGAAAAUCAGUAUAGAGAAAGAAGCACUUGAGGUAAUGGACUUGCUUCAUGAUAUGGGACCGGACACUGUGGUGAUCACCAGUUCGGACCUGCCGUCCUCUUUUGGAGAAAAUUAUUUGAUUGCACUGGGAAGCCACAAGAAAAUUAAUGCUGAUGGUACUAAAGUGACACAGAGGAUUAGAAUGGACAUCCCCAAAGUGGACGCUGUCUUUGUUGGGACGGGGGAUUUGUUUGCUGCCAUGCUGCUGGCCUGGACACACUUUCAUCCCAAUGACUUAAAGAUGGCUUGUGAGAAAACUGUUUCUGUCAUGUAUCAUGUCUUAAAGAGGACAAUCUCAUGUGCCAAAGACAUGGCAGGAGCUGGGAAAAAGCCGAGCGCGGCUCAACUGGAACUGCGGAUGGUACAGAGCAAAAAGGACAUUGAGAACCCAGAGAUUGUAAUACAAGCAACUGUGUUAUAAGCAUCACAUCAACCCCAAUACUGCACAAUGUAUAGAUGUUGUAAGUUUGACCUGUAAUGUGACAUUUGCCUUAGAUCUGUUACAAAGCACAACAUUUCCACAAGUCAAACAGCAAGUUUAAAGGCAAGAAAAACUAUGGGCCAGUACAAAACCAUAUUGUUGACCAGAAGGAUGGCGAUUCCCUUUUCUCAGGCAUCUUUACUGUUUAGAGUUGUAUUAACCUUUUUCCAACAUCAACAUGUAGUCUCCCAAUAAGGCUUUUUACUUAAUAGGUGACCAAAAGGUUGCAUUUCAAAUCAGGUAUUUUAUCUUAGUUUGGAUUACCUAUAAUAAUUAUAAAAACAGGGAAGCAUUUUUGCUGAUAAUAAGCAAACAAAAAAGAAAGACAGCAUAACCGGUCUCUGCCAGUCGAUGUGUAUACAGGUAACUCGCACCCCCUUUCUGAAGCUACCCUGCCAGUCGAUGUGUAUACAGGGAACUCGCUUCCCCUUUCUGAAGCUGCCCCUGCGAGUCGAUGUGUAUACAGGUAACUCGCACCCCCUUUCUGAAGCUACCCUGCCCGUCGAUGUGUAUACAGGUAACUCGCUUCCCCUUUCUGAAGCUGCCCCUGCCAGUCGAUGUGUAUACAGGUAACUCGCUUCCCCUUUCUGAAGCUACCCUGCCAGUCGAUGUGUAUACAGGUAACUCGCACCCCCUUUCUGAAGCUACCCUGCCAGUCGAUGUGUAUACAGGUAACUCGCACCCCCUUUCUGAAGCUGCCCUGCCAGUCGAUGUGUAUACAGGUAACUCGCACCCCCUUUCUGAAGCUACCCUGCCAGUCGAUGUGUAUACAGGUAACUCGCACCCCCUUUCUGAAGCUACCCUGCCAGUCGAUGUGUAUACAGGUAACUCGCACCCCCUUUCUAAAGCUACUUGGAGAUUAAAAUAAUUGUGAUUAUCCAUGAACCGACCAACCACCCUCAACCCACCCACCCCCUUUGCCAGAAUUGAUGAUAAUUUUGUUGCUUUCUAGUGACAUGCAAUAUAUUAAAAAAGGUGUAAGGGAUAUAUACAAAUGCUCCCAAUCUCCUAUUAGCCUAUAUGUCUAAUGUUGUAAAAUCAUACCAACGUGUAUGACUUGCCUUGUAGGAGUAAAAACUGACACAAAGGUCUGUUGUAAAGCAUUGGGUUAAAAAAAUCAGUCCCUUCCUUCCAUACUUAAAUUUGAUGACACCUUUUCCAUACAUUUACAUAUUUAGUAAGACAAUGGGAGUAAUAUUUUUUUAUGGCCAAGAAAAAGAGGUUAAUGCAGCUCUGAAAUAUAUUCUUCAUACUGCUUUACAUGAACCAGUGUACUGUACUUGUAUGAUUGUGUUUCUGUUGAGGGUGGGUGGGUGGUUGGGGGCAUCUACAGUAGUUUGGGGUUACAAAAACGGAACAAAAAAACAAAUUGAUUUUAUCGAGGUUUAAAAAGAUGUCGUGUUCUUCGUAAAAAACAUAUAUCCAAUUUGGACAAAGGAUUGCUUCACACGAAAGUAGACUAAAUAAUACAGAGAUUCAAUUUCAGAAGACUUGCACAACAUAUUUUACAAGACACAGGUGGUUUAAUAAAAGCCAAGUAAUCACCACAGAGACAUCUUACUUUUAAUCUCUUCAUGACAUUUAUUUUGUAGUAGUUGCUGUGCUUCAUUUGAAUAAAAAUAGAACGUGCAAAGUAAUCUUACCUUAAAUCAUUUCCAUUUGAGAUAUUAUUGAUUUACUUGAUACUAAUGAUACUCAUUUUAACUGUGAUUUUAUAAAGAUAAUUCUUGUUUUUCAAUUCACAUCCACAUCAGUUUAUGAGUCAGAGCUGUGCUCUAGGGAAUGGUUCUUCUUCAGUUUGAAUCAAGGAAGAAGAAGCAAUGACAGACAGUGGAUAUAGGAACCCACAGCAGGCAUCAACAUUUCAUGAUAGUAAGGGGGAGUUUAGGAAUCAAUACUGUAAAUGGAGAAAGCUGGUCAUAUAGAGAUUAACCUUGGUAAUAAGCAUUACCAGUAAUCAAAAGAUCAUAGAAAAAAGCAGGAUUGCCUUUUGUCAAUUAGUCUUCUACAGCUGAUAUCCCUCAACCCUCCCAUAUCUGUAACUGUCUGUUAACAUUUUAACGGUAUCCCACGUUUUUUUGUUUUUUUUUUUCAAUGGAAGAAAAGUAUUUGACUGGUAAAAGUUGUUAGUUAUCUGUUUUUUGAGUAAGACUAUUUUAUAACAUGUUUCAAUGAAGAUUGUAUUGUACAAAUCCACAUUUAUAUAAUAUGUAUGGUAAAAUGCAAUAAAAAUGAUUAUAUUA